AUGUCUUUGGAGGAGCAAAAUGAAGAAGCCCAGCCCCUUACUGCCGAAGACCAGCUGUUCUUCGAUGUUGUCAAGUCUACUUUCGGUGACCAAGACACGGACGAUCUGGCAAUUCAGGUGGCUCACGCAUAUCGCAAUGUAAAGAAAAACCGUAAACAGUUUACGAUUUCCGAGACGAAGAAGAUCUUGGACGUUCGUGCUGCUCUCGAUAUUGACAACAUUCUAAAAAAUGAUUUGCCCAUGUCCAAGGUGUACAAUGAGAACUGGCCGACGUAUGUUAAUGGUGAAGAUAAAGAGGGCCAUUUGGUCACGGUCGACCGACUCAGUGACAUCAAUCCUGACGGGUUAUUCGAGGCAUUUGCCAACGCUAACGAAAUUCUCCCCGCAUGGAAGGUGAUCUCAGCAAAUAUUGAGCCUAAGACGUGUGAGAAGAUCCAAGUGUUUAAACACAUGAAGACGUUCCUAGAGGUGGCGCAGAAUAAUGGUCUUCCGUUAUCUUCUCUUCCAUCCUACAUGGGCGGAUCGCACCCGGAACGCCGCACAAAUAGUACCUUUACGGCAUCGGAACCAAAUACGCCGUUUCCUGUGCCAGUCACAACAACAUUGGCGACGAAGAUUAUGAUCCCUUUUGAAGCAGCUGAUGGACCAGAAGCGCGUGCAGGAACCUAA
Messenger RNA from Peronospora belbahrii, 669 nucleotides. Lineage: Eukaryota; Oomycota; Peronosporomycetes; Peronosporales; Peronosporaceae. The record is from the annotation of a GenBank genome assembly.